GAUUAAAAUUUACAUAUUUAUAAGUGUUUAUUUCGAUAUCAAGACAUAAUAAAGUUAUGAUAACCUUAUGCCGAAAUUAUGUACUUCAGAAAAUCUUUUUUUAAUUUUAUAAAAAAGUAUAACGUCUUGUAUCUAAAUUUUAAACAACAGCAACAAAAUUUACAUUUGUAUUAUGUAGAUAAAAAUUACAUCUCUCCUUUAAUUUUAACAAACGUAUCACAAUAUUCAAGUGAUAGUUUGUCAAAAUGUUGGAACUGCAAUUUUGUAUAUAAAUCUGACUUGUUUUGCUCCAAAUGCAAAGUAUUACAAGAACCACCUGAAAAUUUAACUUAUUUCGAUAUAAUAGGAGUCCCGAAAAGUUAUGACGUUAAUGUUACGGAAAUUCAAAAAAAGUAUAAGGAGCUCCAAAAACUGCUACAUCCUGAUAAAUUUGGUACCAAAUCUGAGAAAGAAAAGCAAUUUUCUGAAACCCUAUCAUCAUUAGUGAAUAAUGCUUAUAGCACAUUAAUACAUCCACUAAAAAGAGGAUUAUACAUGUUAAAAUUAAAUGACAUAACAAUAUCGGAAGAAACGGACAAUAUGAAUGCAGAAUUUUUAAUGGAAAUCAUGGAGAAAAAUGAAGAAAUAGAAGAUGUUGGAGAUGACGUAAAGAAAAUAAAGAAGCUAGUACAAGAGAAUGAAAUUAUGCUAAAUAAUUUAACAAAGGAAGUAGCAGAUGCAUUUCGACAGAAAAAUAUCAAAAAGGCAGAAUCACUUCUUAUACGAAUGAAAUAUUAUGAUAGUAUAAAUACCAAAUUAAGAAAAUUAAAGCAUGAUCUAGGUAUAAUAGAAUGAACAUAAUUUUUAGUAUCAUAUAAAACAUUUGUAGUAUAACAUAUACAUUAAUUUUUAUUUUACAUUUUAAUGUGAAAAGU
Messenger RNA from Bombus impatiens (common eastern bumble bee), 914 nucleotides. RefSeq names its product iron-sulfur cluster co-chaperone protein HscB (gene Hsc20). Lineage: Eukaryota; Metazoa; Arthropoda; Insecta; Hymenoptera; Apidae. The transcript has 3 exons. Gene Ontology annotation, cellular component: mitochondrion. The record is from RefSeq and is a predicted model, not a curated record. Gene Ontology annotation, molecular function: ATPase activator activity; protein-folding chaperone binding. Bases 79 to 834 code for a protein of 251 amino acids. Gene Ontology annotation, biological process: protein complex oligomerization; [2Fe-2S] cluster assembly.